Molecule: messenger RNA, 1450 nt
Organism: Euleptes europaea (tarantolino)
Lineage: Eukaryota; Metazoa; Chordata; Lepidosauria; Squamata; Sphaerodactylidae
Gene: PIM1
Product: Pim-1 proto-oncogene, serine/threonine kinase
Exons: 7
Coding region: 26-967 (313 amino acids)
Biological process (GO): negative regulation of apoptotic process; protein autophosphorylation
Cellular component (GO): cytoplasm
Molecular function (GO): ATP binding; protein serine/threonine kinase activity
Source: RefSeq, a predicted model, not a curated record
CUUGGAACACGCGGACGGGGCGGGGAUGCUGCUGUCCAAGAUCAACUCCCUGGCCCACCUGUGCUCGGCGCCCGGCGGGGAGCUGCACCCGGUCAAGCCGCUGCCAGGGAAGGAAAAGGAGCCCCUGGAGAAGCUGUACCAAGUGGGCCCGCUGCUGGGCAGCGGCGGCUUCGGCUCGGUCUACUCGGGCACCCGGCUGGCAGAUGGCGCUCCGGUGGCCAUCAAGCAUGUGUCCCGUGACCGCGUCUCAGACUGGGGAGAACUGCCUGGCGGAACGAGAGUGCCCAUGGAGAUCUUGCUCCUGAAAAAAGUCAGCUCGGGAUUUCGAGGGGUGAUCCGGCUUCUGGAAUGGUUUGAGAGGCCGGACAGCUUCAUCUUAGUUUUGGAACGCCCGGAUCCUGUGCAGGACCUCUUUGACUUCAUCACCGAGCGAGGGGCUUUGCCUGAGGAUUUGGCCCGCAGUUUUUUUUGUCAGAUUUUGGAGGCGGUUCGGCAUUGCCACAGCUGUGGGGUGCUCCACCGGGAUAUCAAGGAUGAGAAUAUCCUGAUUGAUUUGAGCAGAGGAGAGCUAAAACUUAUAGACUUUGGAUCUGGAGCACUGCUCAAGGACACAGUGUACACUGACUUUGAUGGGACUCGGGUAUACAGUCCCCCAGAAUGGAUCCGCUACCACAGGUAUCAUGGCAGAUCUGCAGCCGUCUGGUCACUUGGAGUAUUACUAUAUGACAUGGUCUGUGGUGACAUCCCCUUUGAGCAUGAUGAGGAGAUUGUAAGAGGUCAGGUCUAUUUUCGGCAAAGGAUUUCUCCAGAAUGCCAGCAUCUUAUUAAGUGGUGUUUGGCUCUGAGGCCUUCUGACAGACCAUCCUUCGAAGAUAUUCUGAACCAUUCUUGGAUGCAAGACGUCCUCCUGCCUCAGGAAACUGCUGAGAUCCAUUUGCACAGUCUAAUUCAAGAGUCUAACAAAUAGCAGAGUAUUUAAUCUGUUUGGGUGCAAAACAAAGUUCUGCCCUACUGAGUGGGGAUUUUUACAGGGACAGCAUUCAUCUCAUUCCAGAUCCAGUCUGCCUGGAAACUUUUCCAAGCCUGAAGAAAUCUCAUACUGGUGUGGACUUGAACUCUCAGGAUUCCACCUUGCAAAUCUCCUUGCCACUAGGUGACUUGGGCAAGUCAGUGAGUGUCCAUAACCUGCUGAAUCGGAUCCUAGAAUAUGAAAUGAGUGGAACAGAAAGAUAGAGCAGAUGUUUCCGUUGGGGAAAUCUAGGUAUGGGAGCAGGGAGGGAAAGUAUUGAUUUGGAUUGGCUUCCUGUCUUCACUGUGUCACCAUGUUCCGAGUGCCUUCAGUUGCAAACUGAGCUGUGCUGGGAGGGAAAAUACUUGAAUGUUCCUUCACUGCUGCUGUCUCAAGAUUCAUCUGGGUUUGGGUUUUAUUCCAUCUUCCAAAAAGAACAUC